Molecule: messenger RNA, 921 nt
Organism: Rangifer tarandus platyrhynchus (Svalbard reindeer)
Lineage: Eukaryota; Metazoa; Chordata; Mammalia; Artiodactyla; Cervidae
Source: the annotation of a GenBank genome assembly
AUGGCCACGGAGUUACGGUGUCCGGACUCCAUGCUCUGUCACAAUCAGCAAGUAAACUCUUCCUCGACCCAAAACCCUGAGCCGCAGCAAUCUGGAGACCUAAUCCCGGCCCACGCUGGGGGAAACAGCGACUCCGCGGCCAAGCUGACUCUUCUCAGCGGGCACGCCAAUUCUAGCGUACCGGCUGAGUGGGACUCUCAGGUCUCCGGCGGCGCCACCCUCAACUCAGAAAACAACGGUGGCACUGGCAACUAUGACGCUCCAGCCAGCGAUUCCCUCCUAGGGGACUGCGAAAUCUCCCGGCAGAUCGGGGCGCAGCUUAAGCUCCUGCCAAUGAAUGAUCAGAUCCGGGAGCUGCAGACUAUCAUCCGGGACAAGACAGCCAGUAGAGGGGACUUCAUGUUUUCUGCGGAUCGUUUGAUCAGACUUGUUGUGGAAGAGGGAUUGAAUCAGCUACCAUAUAAAGAAUGCAUGGUGACCACUCCAACAGGGUACAAAUAUGAAGGAGUGAAAUUUGAAAAGGGAAAUUGUGGGGUCAGCAUAAUGAGAAGCGGUGAGGCAAUGGAACAAGGUUUACGAGACUGCUGUCGAUCCAUACGAAUUGGAAAGAUCCUGAUUCAGAGUGAUGAGGAGACACAAAGAGCCAAAGUAUAUUAUGCCAAGUUCCCCCCAGACAUUUACAGAAGAAAAGUCCUUCUGAUGUAUCCAAUUCUCAGUACUGGAAAUACUGUAAUUGAAGCUGUAAAGGUUCUCAUAGAACAUGGAGUUCAACCUAGUGUUAUUAUCCUACUCAGUCUGUUCUCCACUCCUCAUGGUGCCAAAUCAAUCAUUCAAGAGUUUCCAGAGAUCACAAUUUUAACUACUGAAGUUCAUCCUGUUGCACCUACACAUUUCGGACAGAAAUACUUUGGAACAGACUAA